AUGGCGGCGCCCAUGUCCGUAAUGUUUACAUUCGUGUUUUUGGCACUAGCCCUGAGACAUUCCAUCAUAAACAACAUUGGGGCAGUAACACACGAGAACUUUACGUACUUUUCCAUCAUGAAAACUGUGUACCGACCGAGGAGAAAUGCAUUUAACACGGAAGUAAAACCCCACCUGCUUAUUCUCUUCAGUGCGCUGCUACUGAGCGGCGAUAUACAGUUGAACCCUGGGCCCCCGCAUGUAUAUCCCUGUGGCUAUUGUGAACACCCAGUCACAUGGGAUCAUCAGAGAGCAGUUUGUUGCAAAGGCUGUGACAUUUGGUAUCAUUCUACAUGUCUUGAAAUGAGCUCGCACAAUAUCGAAAUCCUACAGCGCUCAAGUGUAUCAUGGUUGUGUUGUAAGUGUGACAAUCUAAACGUAGACAGUUUCACAUUCCACUCAUACGAACUAGAGAUCUCAAAUCAAUUCAGUGUCCUGUCCAAUAGUGCUACUACAGACAUUGACUCAAUUCCCUCCCCCGACUCUGUGUUCAGUCCUAAAAGAUACAGCAGUCCCCAACAUUGGCGAGCAAGGAGUCGUUCAACGCUACACUCGACAGCGUCAUCAAUGACCGGCAACACCACACACUUGCCCCCUAAACAGGAGAAUCUCCGGACUUUAAUUAUGAAUUGCCAAAGCGUAAAAAAUAAAACUGCAGAAUUUGAAACUUUAGUGGACUAUAUAAAACCGGACAUUAUAAUAGGAAAUGAGUCUUGGCUAGCAAAUGACAUAGGUAACAGUGAGAUAUUUCCACCUGAAUUUCAGCAAAAUGUUUAUAGAAAAGAUAGAAAUAAACAUGGAGGAGGUGUUUUCAUAGCAGUUGAAGACAACCUUAUAACUUGCGAUAUAACAUCUUCAGAGGACUGUGAAGUGACAUGGUGUAAGUUAACGCCUAAACAGGGUAAGCCGUUAAUUAUAGGGUCUUUCUAUCGUCCACCCAAUACUGGUACACAAACCAUAGAGGAACUCCGUUCAUCCAUCCAAAGUCUUGGUCUGGACAUAGACAACCAUUCUUUUAUUCUGGCCGGAGACUUUAACCUCUCGAACAUGGACUGGGAAAACUCAGCGGUGACAUCCGGAACAUCACAACCCCAAGUCCACCAGGAAGUACUUAACCUACUGGAUGAGUUCAGUCUGUCCCAAAUACAAGACACACCCACCAGGGAAGGUAACAUAUUGGACCUGUACAUAACCAACAACACCACGCUAGUUAAGAACUGUCAGGUUAUACCAGGUAUAUCAGACCAUCAUAGUGUUGUAGUGGACGCCGACAUCAAACCACAUUACAUAAUAAACAAGAGGCGGAAAAUAUUCUCCUACAAAAAGGCUGACUGGAAUUCCUUAGAGGAACAUCUAUCGCGAGUGUCGGAUUCAGUCGUUAAUAGUACCACCACCGAUAUUGACACAUUAUGGACCAUUUUGAGGAAAGGCAUCACUGAGGCUAUGGAGAGUUUUAUUCCAUCCAAACUAUCAUCCAAGUACCAAAGUCACCCAUGGAUAACUCACAAUAUCAAGAAACUCAUAAAAAAGAAACAUCGUUAUUAUAUAAAGGCCAAACAAUCGGGCAGUAAAGAACUUUGGAACAAAUAUAAAAGAGAAAAAAGGGAAACUCAGAAAACCAUUAGGAAAUCACAUUGGGUCUAUGUAAACACUGUGCUAGAAACAUCUUUAACUACUGGAAAUAGGAAAACAUUCUGGAAAUAUGUAAAAUCGAAAAAAAAGGAUAACAUCGGAGUAGCACCCCACUUAAAGACGGAAUAUUACAUCAAGGAAGUAGUGAGAAAGCCAACAUCUUGA
This is a messenger RNA of Mizuhopecten yessoensis (Yesso scallop), 1836 nucleotides long. RefSeq lists its product as uncharacterized. Gene Ontology annotation, molecular function: catalytic activity. NCBI's taxonomy places the organism in Eukaryota, Metazoa, Mollusca, Bivalvia, Pectinida, Pectinidae. The record is from RefSeq and is a predicted model, not a curated record. Bases 1 to 1836 code for a protein of 611 amino acids. The transcript has a single exon.